AUGUUGAAGUUGUGGCUCGGGCUCGCUCUAACGGCUGAUUCAUCGGCGUUAUUUAGGGGAAGCAAUAGUUUUGGGAUGAGUCUAAAAAGGCCAUCGGAGCUCUAUAAACACCUAAGAGUUUCCAAGAGAUAUAUCCUGGGGAAAUCCCAUGAUGACAUAGUGACAUCGCUCCCAAAAGAUGAAGAUGCCCCCGAGCUAGAGUCACGACUUCAAUUCCAUAAGCAAUUUAUGAUAGGAGCGCAAAGUAACAGAGCGGGGUUAGGAUCAAAUAGGAAAGUCCAAGAUGCGGAUAUAUUGAAGUCUUUUAUUCGGCAAGACGAGAAUGAUAAAUAUAAGAUCCAUGCAAUGAAUUUAGAAAUGCAGAACGAGUGGUUAGACAUAGGAGAUUUUUGCAUCCCAUUAGCAUUAAAAUGGCGCACUUUAAUUUAUGAUUGGUCGCCAGCAUUGCUAAAAUUCUAUCUCAAUGCGUUCCAGAUGACUCUCCCAGAUCAGAGUAAUUUAGUAAGAUGGGGUAAAAGUACCGAAAAAACUUGCUAUAUCUGUGGAAAGGCAGUUGGAACUGCUAAGCAUCUGCUGGUGGGAUGUAGGGUACUCCUUGACAGCGGUCAAUACUCGCGUCGUCACGAUAGGGUUCUAGAAGUCAUACGUGAAGCGGUUAGUCUUUCGGUAGCCAGAGCGCAAAAGGGAAUAACCACAAACGAACGAUCAGUAGGUUUUGUGAGAGAAGGCACUAGGGCUACAAAAUCAAACGUCAAGCCUUACUCCAUCCUUAAAGCGGCGUCGGAUUGGACUAUAAUGAUGGACACGUAUGAAAAACAAUAUAAAAUCCCCGAGGAUAUUUGUGCGUCGGCCUCCAGACCGGAUAUAUUUUUUGUUUUCGCGAAUUUUAAAGCGCGUAGUGAUGAUAGAGCUUACGGUCCCUUGGGAAACCAACAUCCCCAAAGACCAUACCAUCAAGGUCAACAAAUAUUACGAGCUCACAAACGAACUCACUCGAAAUAG
Molecule: messenger RNA, 1002 nt
Organism: Danaus chrysippus (African queen)
Lineage: Eukaryota; Metazoa; Arthropoda; Insecta; Lepidoptera; Nymphalidae
Source: the annotation of a GenBank genome assembly